AUGAAAGGGCCAUAUGGACUGGGCCCCGUGAAUCGUUUAAUCCUCGCGCCCAGGGUAUUCACCUCAAUGGAUCCGGUGCGAGAUAUGACAUAUGCUGCCCAGAGGCCAGAGCAGAUCCACCGAUUUCGCAUGUUCCAGUUCCUCUUUGCUACAACAAUAGUACAUGAGGCAGGUGCUCACCUAUUCAUCACCUACAUGACCAAUGGGCGUGUAUAUACGCCUCCCCAAAUCACAGCCCCUGGCUUUGGAACACGACUUGUAGGCGAGUCUGGUCGGUUUUACGAACUUGUUUUGUUCGGUGGAACAAUCGAGUUUUAUCGAGAUAGCCAACAGGACGACCGGCAGGCGGGCGUCCCCCACCAAAUAGAUGCUGAUGAAAGAGCCUGGAGAAUAUCCCCGGUAUUUAUUAAUGCGGUGUGUCGCUAUGGGAAGGUGGGGCGAUUGAUCCUAGCGCCAUGGGCCGCAACGCUAUCUCAGCAACGCGCUGUUCGACCAACCCUUGCUCAGUUCCGCGGCCACCAGGUAAAUUUUGCUCAGGUCAAACAAGUUCCAUUCAAUCCUGCGACAAAUCUUAGCGUGAUUGUCGUUUAG
Molecule: messenger RNA, 591 nt
Organism: Histoplasma mississippiense
Lineage: Eukaryota; Fungi; Ascomycota; Eurotiomycetes; Onygenales; Ajellomycetaceae
Exons: 4
Coding region: 1-591 (196 amino acids)
Source: RefSeq, a predicted model, not a curated record